GAGCAACAAAACCUGGAAAACUGGUUGCCCAUAAGUGCUUCUAGAAAAGCAAAAUGGUGGUAUUCAACAUUCCACAAUGUAACGGCUAUGGUUGGGGCUGGCGUGUUAGGCUUGCCAUUUGCUGUAGCCCAGCUUGGAUGGAUUCCAGGUGUUUUCAUGAUCAUGUUUUCAUGGAUCCUGACAUUUUAUGCCCUGUGGCAACUUAUUCACUUGCAUGAAGUGGUCCCAGGGAAGAGGUUUGAUCGAUACUUUGAAUUGGGAAAACAUGUUUUGGGCCCAAAAAAAGGAUUCUGGCUAGUAAUGCCACAACAGCUAACGGUUCAGGUGGCUUCAGCCAUUGUGUACACUGUCACUGGUGGGAAGUCAUUGAAGAAGGUGUUCGAUACAGUUGUUCCAUCCAUGACUGACAUUAGACAAACAUAUUACAUUCUCUUCUUUGUAUGCUUGCAGUUGUUGCUUUCCCAAACUCCUAACUUCAAUAAACUGAAAUCAGUGUCUUCCCUGGCUGCUCUCAUGUCUGUCUGUUAUUCCAUGGUGGCAAGUUGCAUGUCAAUUGUUGAGGGGAUUGGACGUCAUCAUCAUCAUCAUCAUAUUGAUUAUGGAGUUCGAUCCCACACAACCCCUGGGAUAGUUCUUGACGCAUUCAAUGCCCUUGGAACCAUAGCAUUUGCUUUUGCUGGACAUAGUGUUGCUUUAGAGAUUCAGGCUACGUUACCCUCCACAGAAGAAAAACCUUCCAACAUACCAAUGUGGCGAGGUGUGAGAGUGGCAUACACCAUAGUUAUUAUUUGCUAUAUUUCAGUUGCAGUGUCUGGCUUUUGGGCAUAUGGAAAUGCUGUCGACGAUGAUGUCCUCAUCACACUCGAACACCCCAAUUGGCUUAUUGCUAUUGCUAACUUCAUGGUUUUCAUUCAUGUCUUAGGCAGCUUUCAGGUUUUUGCUAUGCCUGUGUUUGAUACAAUCGAGACAACUUUGGUGAAAAGCUGGAAUUUUACUCCCUCAAGGAUUCUUCGCUUAGUUAGUCGAAGCAUAUUUGUUUGCGUGGUAGGAAUUAUUGGCAUGUGUAUUCCAUUUUUUGGAGGAUUGUUGGGCUUCUUCGGAGGACUUGCUUUCACAUCAACAUCUUAUAUGAUUCCUAGUAUACUAUGGCUUGCGGAAAAAAGUCCAAAAAGAUGGAGUUUCCAUUGGAUUGCAUCAUGGAUUUGUGUCAUUGUUGGUGGUAUAAUAGCAGUAGUUGCACCCAUUGGAGGAGUACGAACAAUUAUUGUUUCGGCAAAGACUUACAAGCUAUUUUCCUAAUAGAAGAUUCAUGUUCAUAAUUAUUUUA
This is a messenger RNA of Glycine soja, 1327 nucleotides long. Its product is annotated as lysine histidine transporter-like 5. The record is from RefSeq and is a predicted model, not a curated record. The coding region runs from base 88 to 1299 and encodes 403 amino acids. The transcript is spliced from 7 exons. Lineage: Eukaryota; Viridiplantae; Streptophyta; Magnoliopsida; Fabales; Fabaceae. Gene Ontology annotation, cellular component: plasma membrane.